This is a messenger RNA of Ectocarpus siliculosus, 1614 nucleotides long. The record is from the annotation of a GenBank genome assembly. NCBI's taxonomy places the organism in Eukaryota, Phaeophyceae, Ectocarpales, Ectocarpaceae.
AUGGCGCCGCCCGGUGGGCACAGCAAAAGAAUACCGCCACCGUGGCCAGCGGCGGGAUGCCCCACGGCUCUCGUGUCCAAGGCGACCGCGCUCCUGUUGCUGAUCUGCACCCUCGACUCCGCUUCCGGGUUUGCCGGUCACACCUUCAGCAGCUCGGCACGACAACAACUGCGCAGGUAUCGACCAUCGUGCGACCCGUCCUUCGGCAGGCGUCGCGGAGGCGCGCCUCUCUCUGAGGCCCCGUCGUCCUCCUCUCCGACCCCUCCGAAGCGUCCCUCCGCCUCCAAGAAGAAGGGCACGAGCGCCGUCAAGUUUGCCGGCGGCAGAGUCACGCGCCCGGUUCAACAGCCCGAGGGCAACAAAGACGACGAGGAGGAAGACGUGCGCAAGAAGAGCGCGCGCUGGGGCGUCAAGCCCCCCUCGCCGCCGAAGCUCCCGAGCAUUCCGGACGUGCGGUCGCUCAAGAACCCGCUUGACGGGGUGGGGAAGUCGCUUCGGAAGGUAGGCAGUGGCGUGGCUGCGGUCAAGGAUGCGGUCUACGGGGCAGCGGACGCUGCGGGGAGCGUCGCGGAGCAGGUGCAGGGCGUUGCCGAUGCUGCUGCCGCUGGAAAAGCACCCGGCGACGGUGGCGCCAUGCCUCAACUUGCCGCGACAGCUAGCGUUACACCGGUUGCCCCGUCGAACGCCCCCGGAGGCGCGAAGCGAGCGCUGCGGCUGCUCGUGGGCGGAGCCGUAGCGGCGAAGGACGCGUUCUGGGGCUCAUUGGACGCGCUGGGCGCUGCGGCGGACGCGGCUUCCAAGGCUCCGGAGGUGGCCAAAGGCAUCGUGGAGGACGGAAAGGCGGCCGUCGAAGGCGGGAAGGCGGCUAUCGAAGGAGCCAAGGAGAACGCUCAUGCCGUGGCGAGAGCUCCCGCCCAGGUCGCCGAGGCCGUGUCUGACGCCGUCAAGGAGGCCGGCAAGGCUGCCACGUCCGUCAAAGAAGGAGUGUAUGGGGCGGUCGAUGCUGUGUCGCGCCUCGCGGACAUGCCCGCCGAGAUGGCGGAGAAACGGAAACGGCAGCAGGAGGAGCGAUUGGAGCGAGAAAAAAAGGCCGCCGCCGAGCGGAGGGCGGCAGCGGCGAAGCUCGGAGCCGCGGUGGAAUCGGCCAAGGCGGUAGUGUGGGGAACGGUGGAGGGGGUGGACCACCUUGUGGACGCUGUGGCGUCGACACCAACAGCCGUCAGCGACGGGGUAAUCAAGGCGAAGGAGGCAGUGACGUCCGCUCAAGAGGCGGCGGCGUCCGCCGGCGAGGUGUUGGAGAGCAUCCCGCGGACCGUCCAAGAGAUCCCUAAAGAGGCCCAGAAGAAGGUAGACGGUGUGCUGGCGUCGGUGGCCUCGACUCAAGCGUCUGCGGAGAGCUUCGUGUCGGGCGUCAAAGGCGGGGUGGACACCGUCUCUAGCCUCGCCCAGAGGGCCUCCGCCGUCGCCACCGGCAAGGAAAAGCAGGAGAGGGAGGAGAGGGAGAAGAGGGAGGCGGAGGCGCGGAGGAAGGAGAAGAUGAAGAACGCCCUCGUCACGUUCGGGGGAGAGCCUUACACGUACGCCGUUGGUACAUCAAGCAUCGCCUGGCGUUGA